GAGGCUAUAAUGUUGAGGUUGAUAAUAUAUUAUAGAGGCUUUAAUCUUUAAUAUAAUGUAAUUUACAGGCUGGUAAUACGGGGGCUGGAAAAUGAAAACCACCAGCACUUCUGAGCUCAGCCAAUCAGAGUUGGAGGGCGGGGCCUGGAGUUCAGGAACAGCCCCGCCCCCAGCCUCUCCGUGCAGUUCUCCUCCAGGUCCGCCCAUGCUCCAUAUAAAGGAGGGCUCUGGGCUGAGCAGUCACUGCUUUCUGCUCACACCUAGAAGAUGUCUGGUCGCGGUAAAGGAGGGAAAGGGCUCGGGAAAGGCGGCGCCAAGCGGCACAGGAAGGUGCUCCGUGAUAACAUCCAGGGCAUCACCAAGCCUGCCAUCCGCCGUCUAGCUCGCAGGGGAGGCGUCAAGCGCAUCUCCGGCCUCAUCUAUGAGGAGACCCGCGGGGUGCUGAAAGUCUUCCUGGAGAACGUCAUCCGGGACGCCGUCACCUACACCGAGCACGCCAAGAGGAAGACCGUCACCGCCAUGGACGUGGUCUACGCGCUCAAGCGCCAGGGCCGCACUCUCUACGGCUUCGGGGCACGGUCCGCUCCUCGCCUUAUUCUCUUGCUGUUUACGGAUCUCUGCAGAGCCAUGGCCAGAACCAAGCAGACAGCCCGUAAGUCCACCGGUGGGAAAGCUCCCCGCAAGCAGCUGGCCACUAAGGCCGCCAGGAAGAGCGCCCCCGCCACUGGCGGAGUCAAGAAGCCUCACCGCUACCGGCCCGGGACCGUCGCUCUCCGAGAGAUCCGGCGCUACCAGAAGUCCACCGAGCUGCUCAUCCGGAAGCUGCCCUUCCAGCGCCUGGUGAGAGAGAUCGCCCAGGACUUCAAGACCGACCUUCGCUUCCAGAGCUCGGCCGUCAUGGCCCUGCAGGAGGCUAGCGAGGCUUACCUGGUCGGGCUCUUCGAGGACACCAACCUCUGCGCCAUCCACGCCAAGCGGGUCACCAUCAUGCCCAAGGAUAUCCAGCUGGCCCGCAGGAUCCGUGGGGAGAGGGCUUAG
Messenger RNA from Bufo gargarizans (Asiatic toad), 1038 nucleotides. Its product is annotated as histone H3-like. The transcript is spliced from 2 exons. Gene Ontology annotation, cellular component: nucleosome. Bases 268 to 1038 code for a protein of 256 amino acids. The record is from RefSeq and is a predicted model, not a curated record. Gene Ontology annotation, molecular function: protein heterodimerization activity; structural constituent of chromatin; DNA binding. NCBI's taxonomy places the organism in Eukaryota, Metazoa, Chordata, Amphibia, Anura, Bufonidae.